UAACAUUGUUCCAUCGGAGCUUCCGUAGCUCAGAGCUGCUCAGUUUUGAGUCCAGCUAAGUUACUUUCACGUAGUGUCGCAGUCACUCGAGUGUCACAAUGUAAACAAAUAUAUUCUACUACAAAUUUUAAUGAGUUAUAUACGCGAGGACUGUGUCAGUGGUUAAUUUUUUUAAAGCGUGCCGUUAUUUUAAAGAGAUAUUUUUUUAUUAUGCUAACCUUGCUAGCUAAGCUAAGUUUGCUUAUUUUGACCAAAGCGGUCAGGUUAAACCUCAGCCUUAUCUUCGUUUUUGUUUAUUUAUAACUGUCUGCAGCGUUAAUGUGAUGGGUUCAACUCGGAGAUGACCUGCAGCUUCUGACCCAAGCAAAAUUACCUAUUUAGUCGCAGCUCGGACAUUCACACAGAGAGACUCAUGCUUUCUGAUGAGCUGGACUCCAAACCAGAGCUGCUGGUGCAGUUUGUCCAGAACGCGUCCAUCCCUUUGGUCCAGAGUUUGGAGGACUCUGAAUCCAAACACUCCUGCCUGCCUCUGCUGACUCCAGCUGACAGCUCCCUGUGCACUCCUCUGGAGCUCACAGACGGAGGCCUGAGCCAUGAGCCAGGGACUUCUCCCACCCUGCCCGAAUACGGAGGUGUGUCGGAGCCGAGCACGUUGGUGGUCCAGACGCACUCUCAGCCACCGGCGUCACCGAGCCCCCCGGCCAUCCUGCACGACUUCCAGCAGCCGGACAGCACGUCGUACGUCCUCCUGAACCUCGCAAAAGGCAUCACAGCCUCUUCGGAGUCCCUGAUCUUUGCCGCAGACGGCGCCGAGGACGACGAAGACGGGGGCGUCUCGUCGGGGGACUACGGAAUAGACGGCAGCGCUCCGUGGUACCUGAGGGUCCAGGAGCUGGCGCACGACAGCCUGAUAGCUGCCACGCGAGCGCAACUCGCAAGAGACGCCAAGGCCAGCCAGGACGCUAGAGCUGCGAGCGUCGGUAAUGGUGACCUCACACACAGCUUGGUAGAAGAAGGGGACAAGCAAGAGCUGCCGCCUCGGACCGGCCGCCCCCUAUCCAAGCAGGUGCUGCGCUGCUCGUUUGAGGGCUGCUGCAGGACGUUCACCUGGCCGGCUCAUCUUAAAUACCACCUCAAAACACACAGGAACGACCGGAUGUUCAGGUGCGGCGCCGAAGGCUGCGGGAAGAGUUUCUACGUGCUGCAGAGGCUGCAGGUCCACAUGAGGACCCACAACGGCGAGAAGCCCUUCAUCUGCAAAGAGAAGAACUGUGGCAAGAAGUUCACCACCGCUGGAAACUUGAAGAACCACAAGCGCACACACACAGGUGAGAAGCCUUUCCUGUGCGAAGCAGAUGGUUGUGGGCGGUCCUUCGCCGAGUAUUCCAGUCUACGAAAACACAUGCUCGUACAUUCUGGCGAGAAGCCGCAUGUGUGUGGGAUCUGUGGCAAGACUUUCUCCCAGUCGGGCAGCAGGAACGUUCACAUGAGGAAGAGACACGGGGAGGAGGUGCAGAGUAGCGACAGCAGAGAAACAGGAGAGGCUCUGACACAAAGCAGCCUGCUAGAGGCAGACGGCGAGAAUGGAGGUGGCAUGGUCGCCAUGACAACAGCCGUGGAGCCGAUGAGUCUUCAUCACGCGAUGCUGAGAUCACCAGCCUCUGCGGACUCUGUGGUGGUUCUCUCUCAGCCACAUGAGCUGGUGACCAUGACAGCGGAGGGUCACGCUUAUGGAGAGGACGUGGUUGCUUUGCUGUAGCUUCCCAACAUGACAGACAUCACACACUGUUUAUUUCAGCUGCACUGGACUGAUGGUCACACGUGGAAUCAUCAAUCAUAGACAAUUGCUCAAAAUAGAAAAAGAAAUAUUAGAAGCUCAUUCAGAAUUUAACUCUUGUAGAUAUUUGUAAUUAUCAACCUAUGAUGAUUUUAUUUUGAAGUGUGAAAUGACAGUUUAUACGAGCAACAUUUUGUUCCUCGUGUUUUUUUUUAACAAAAGAUCCCAAAGAGAUACUGAGAUGGGUUAAAGAGUUUCUAAAAGUUUUAUGUGCAUUUUCUCAUGAUAAACAACCGUUUCAUUUUGAUCAGUUACACUUAAAUGUACCAGACACAAAUGUACUGUAACUCCGCUAACAAUGCUUGAGAUUAAAAACCGCUAAAGCCCAGCGUGGGAACACUGGUUAUUGCACAGCAAAGCCAGGCUGCUCUUGUUUAUCAGUCCUGAGUAAAACAUGUGUUUCAAGAAAACAGCAGCUCCACUUACGUUACAGUAAUUGUGUUAGUUCUGCCUGACAUCUUUCAUUCAGCCUGCAGUGCUUCACUUCUUGCUAAUGCAACACUUUGCAGAUUUACAGCAGAAUAUAUUGCCACUUGAGAGAAAUGGCUUUUAAAAAAUAAUAAAUUUACAUUUACUAGAGCUUAUUUCUGUCUAUUUAAACGAAUGGCUGAUGUAUGGGGGUGUUUAGAAAAGACAGUACACGUUACAUCAUGUGUUUGUUUGGUGAGCAGCACAUAAAUCAUCCUCGGUUUUGUUUUGUUUUUCACCGCUCCUCAGUGGAUCUUCAGGUUGUGGAAGUGGUCCAACAUGGCACCGAGAGCCCAGCUAGCCUCGACAUUGUUCACUUUCUUUGUCAGCUAGAAGGAGAAAAUAAUCAUUCAGAUCAUGUUUGUCUUUACUAAAUAAAAACAAAACAGUU
Messenger RNA from Austrofundulus limnaeus, 2696 nucleotides. It is a transcript of the gene znf410, whose product is annotated as zinc finger protein 410. Gene Ontology annotation, cellular component: transcription regulator complex; PcG protein complex; chromatin. Gene Ontology annotation, biological process: regulation of transcription by RNA polymerase II. Gene Ontology annotation, molecular function: RNA polymerase II cis-regulatory region sequence-specific DNA binding; DNA-binding transcription factor activity, RNA polymerase II-specific. Lineage: Eukaryota; Metazoa; Chordata; Actinopteri; Cyprinodontiformes; Rivulidae. The transcript is spliced from 11 exons. The record is from RefSeq and is a predicted model, not a curated record. The coding region runs from base 413 to 1759 and encodes 448 amino acids.